AUGAAAGACGUAAGUGAGCCGGCAGAACUCGGGAUUAUCGGAAUCGAAGACGGAUCAGUGGAGCGUGACGAGGUAGAUAAGAGCUCGUCUUAUCUGAUAAUCGAACCACCUUCGUCCUUUCUUCUCGACCCUUCAUCCGACUAUAUCAUACCUUCGCUAAACGUUCAUAGAGCUAUGGGUGGUGGAAUGGCCCCUACGAAGGAUACAAAAACAGUUGUUGUCCUUGGUGCUGCCUACGGCGGCGCUCAUGCUGGUCAGGUACUUGCUGCGACACUGCCUGAAGGGUGGAAAGUCAUCCUAAUCGAUAGAAAUUCCCACGCGAACCAUGUAUAUGUGAUGCCUCGAUUUGCCGUCCUUCCUGGCCACGAAUACAAAGCGUUCAUUCCCUAUACCAAGGUCUUCCUCGUCGAUCCUCCCAAGCCUGAGCAAAAUGUACACCUUCAAGCAACAGUCACAUCAAUAAGGCCAACCCACAUCACCUUAUCUCGAGCUUUCCCGGAACUCGGCUUCCCGACCGAGACCAUUGCGUUCGAUUAUGCGAUUUACGCGCUUGGUGCGCAUCUUCCGCCGCCGCUCGACCUCUGGGGAACUUGUGCGAAUGGCAAACCCAUACCUGAGUCAAAAGUGGCCUCUGCUGUGUACCGUGGCCUCAAGUCGGAAGGGUGCGAUUGGUUCUUGGAGAAGCAGAAAAUUAUCAAGGAUUCUCUGACUGUGCUCGUCGUCGGUGGUGGAGCGCUUGGAAUCCAAUUUGCGACCGAUAUAAAGUCAGUGUAUCCUGCCAAGAAGGUCACCCUUCUCCAUUCGCGCACGCAGCUUCUGCCUAGAUAUGACAUCAAGAUGCAUGAAGAAAUUCUCCGCUCUUGUGAAAAUCUGGAUAUCGAAGUUAUUCUUGGUGAGCGCCUCGACAUGGACUCGGUCGAAGACGGGAAGGGUAAGGAUAAUAAGCGUGGCCAGAAGGUUGUUCGAACCAUCACUGGGCGUGAAAUCGCUGCAGACCUGCUGCUUCUGUGCAUCGGCCAAUCUCCAAACACCGGGUUGAUGAGAGCGAUGGACCCAGCAACGAUCAACGAGGAGAACAAGCUCAUCCAGGUUCUCAGAACGUUGCAAGUCGCCACAGGACCGGUCAAGCAGGACAUCGCUGCUGUCACGUCCGACCUUGAGAAGCUUUCGACUGACGAAAAACUCGCCGAUGACGAAACACCUACCGCCGACGAGAAACCUGCCGAGCCAGUCGUAGAGGGGGAGGAAGAAGAGACGGCUGGCUACCCCCACAUCUUCGCAAUUGGAGACUCCGCUGACGCGUUUGGCGCUAUCGCUGCUGGGCAUAUCGCGUAUGCGCAGGCCGAGCUUGCCGCAAGAAUAUAG
Cyclocybe aegerita is the source of this 1365-nucleotide messenger RNA. The record is from the annotation of a GenBank genome assembly. NCBI's taxonomy places the organism in Eukaryota, Fungi, Basidiomycota, Agaricomycetes, Agaricales, Hemipholiotaceae.